AAUUCCCUUUUCCUCUUCCUCUCUUGUCCUCAUUCUCAUCCUUUAUCGCCGCAUUUCUCCCCUUUUCCGUUUGAAAUAUUUCUACUUUUCAACCUUAAAAGAGGAAAAUUAUAUAUAAGAAAAUAAUGUCAAACAAGUCCCCUGUUUUCUCCAUUGCAGAAUCUCAACAUUUCAAUGACGACAACUAUGGCUUCGACCCUCAAAUUGAUUAUUUCCAGAUUAUGAAAGAAGCACGGAAGAUUAAAAAACAUAGCCACCGGAAAAAAUGGUGGAAAAAUGCUCUGUUCUUCAUCAAGUGGAAAAAUACUAACGCCGGUGAUCUCAACUCCGGCAGCUUCCGCCGCCGCCGUUCUGUUCCCGGCGGAACAACUUAUGGGCCUGUGUAUAUUACUGAGAGUAGAACUGGGUCGAGCUCUCCUUGCUGGAAAAUUCGCCGGCGGUCCUCCGGCCGACUCGCCGGAACUAUGAUUCCGAGCAAGAAAAGUGAUUUGGACAUACCAUACAUUAAUCUUAAGGAGCUCAAUGUGGAUCGACAAGAUCGAAUUUCGAGAAUUUCAGCUGCUCCCAUUUACUUGGUCACUUGAAGGAAAGCGCUUUUUAAUAAAAGUGAUUUCAUAUUCCGAAUUCGAAUAUGAAUUUCUUAAUUGAAAAUUAAAACAUAUUUAUCACCCGACCACAUCUCAACGUGAUAGAUUACUACUGUUAUUUAAGUUUGUAGUUACA
Solanum stenotomum is the source of this 723-nucleotide messenger RNA. RefSeq lists its product as uncharacterized. Bases 126 to 584 code for a protein of 152 amino acids. Lineage: Eukaryota; Viridiplantae; Streptophyta; Magnoliopsida; Solanales; Solanaceae. The record is from RefSeq and is a predicted model, not a curated record. The transcript is spliced from 2 exons.